Molecule: messenger RNA, 933 nt
Organism: Abrus precatorius (Indian licorice)
Lineage: Eukaryota; Viridiplantae; Streptophyta; Magnoliopsida; Fabales; Fabaceae
Product: NAC domain-containing protein 92-like
Exons: 3
Coding region: 1-933 (310 amino acids)
Biological process (GO): regulation of DNA-templated transcription
Molecular function (GO): DNA binding
Source: RefSeq, a predicted model, not a curated record
AUGGAAGAAAACCUACCUCCCGGAUUCAGGUUCCAUCCCACAGACGAAGAACUCAUCACAUAUUAUUUAUUAAGGAAAGUGUCCGAUACUGGCUUCACAUCCAAAGCUGUAGCAGUUGUUGAUCUCAAUAAGUCUGAACCUUGGGACCUCCCAGGUAAGGCUUCCAUGGGGGAGAAGGAAUGGUAUUUCUUCAGCUUGAAAGAUCGGAAAUAUCCAACUGGGCUUCGAACAAACCGAGCCACCGAAUCAGGGUAUUGGAAAACCACAGGAAAAGACAAGGAAAUUUUUGGCGGUGGAGUUUUGAUAGGAAUGAAGAAAACCUUAGUCUUUUAUAUGGGCAGAGCUCCGAGGGGAGAGAAAAGCAACUGGGUUAUGCACGAAUAUAGGCUAGAAAACAAGCAUCCCUUUAGAUCUUCAAAGGAAGAAUGGGUCGUUUGUAGAGUCUUCCAAAAGUGCUCAGCACCCAAAAAACCACAGCAAACAUCAUCCUCCCAACCAUCUCAAGAGUCACCUACUUCAAUGAUCAAUGAAUUUGGUGAUGUUGAGAUGCCAAAUUUAAAUAGCAUAGCAAAUGCAUCAAGUGGCUUCACUAACAUUUCAGGACACACUUACAAUGGCAAUGAUGUUAACACAAACAUGAACUUGGCCAUGAACUGGCCUGCUGCAACUGAGGUUCAAUCUCUCCCGUGGCCUUCUGGAUUGCUGAAUCCAAGUCUUUCUGUGAAUUCUUUGCUUCUCAAGGCAUUGCAACUUAGGAGUACUUUCCAACAAAGAGAAGCUGCAGCCCCUGAUCACUUUGCAACAUAUGUUCCUCAAGGAUUUUCUAACCUUGGAACCGACCUAUCCUCAAAUCUCAAUGCUGCUUCUUCAAAAGCUUUAGAAUAUUGUGUGCCACAGCAGGAGCAACCAUUCAAUAUGGACUCCACUUGGUGA